Molecule: messenger RNA, 2047 nt
Organism: Dimorphilus gyrociliatus
Lineage: Eukaryota; Metazoa; Annelida; Polychaeta; Dinophilidae
Source: the annotation of a GenBank genome assembly
CAAUUGCUCUCGAGUCUCCGUAGCUAAACGAUAUGACGGCAGAUAUUGUACCAUCGAAUUCUUCUCAAACUUCUUCUCCCAAGUUGUCGACUAAGGCAAGCGCCUUUAGCAUAGCAGCCAUUAUGGGAGAAGAUAAGAACAAAGUUGAAGAAGAUGAAGAAGAGUUAGUCGAACAAACUGUUGAAGAGUGUGAAGAAGAGGAACAACAACAAAGCUCUCCGUCACCCUCCAGAACUUUGGAAGAGGGGCCUCUACAAGGAAUAGAAUGUCGGCUUGAAACAAAAGAAUUGUGGGAUAAAUUCCAUGAGCUGGGUACAGAAAUGAUAAUAACAAAAACGGGCAGGCGAAUGUUCCCCACGUUACGCGCUUCGUUCAGCGGUGAAAAUCUGCAAAUGGAUUGUAGAUAUUCUGUUCUACUCGAUAUUGUCGCGGUGGAUGCGAAGCGUUAUAGAUACGCCUACCAUAGGUCAUGUUGGUUAGUUGCUGGUAAAGCCGAUCCAGCUUUGCCUACCCGUCUUUAUUCGCAUCCUGAUUCAACACUAACUGGUGAACAACUUAUGAAACAAACUGUUUCAUUUGAAAAGGUCAAAUUAACCAAUAACAUGUUGGAUAAAAAUGGACAUAUCAUUCUCAAUUCGAUGCACAAAUAUCAACCGCGAGUGCACGUCGUUAAGCGUAAACCUAACUGCUGCGCUCCGUUACAAUCGCUGGAAGGUGAAGAGUAUAGGACAUUUGUCUUUCCUGAAACAACUUUUAUCGCAGUUACAGCAUACCAAAAUCAAUUGAUAACCAAGUUGAAAAUAGAUAGCAAUCCGUUUGCAAAAGGUUUCAGAGAUUCGUCCAGAUUGACGGAAUUAGACAGAGAAAGUAUGGAAUCAGCUCUACACCACGCAUAUCGAGCCGAAGAACCGAAAGGUAAGAUAAAAAAAUUUUCUCCUCUCUAACCGCCUAAUACUAGUCCGCGCAACGAGCGUAAGUUAGUUUGUCUUUGUAGAUAAAAUAGAAGCGUUGAAACCAGUAAGAGUUAGUUAAAGAAUGCACGAGAAGCAGACGUGAGAUUUUAUGCUUAGUUUAUGUAUACAAGCGCAUUCUUGAAACGACGAUUUUAUGGUGCAGACUUUUUGUAGGUAACGUAAUUUGAAAUUGACGAUCUUGGCUCUGUAGGCUGUCCGUUAAAAUAUGUAGUUUAAGUUUACUCUAUAUAUACAAAAACAGUUAUGUCUUUUUUCUUCUCUUUCCACUACCCUUUUCUCCCCCGCCCCCUACCUCUCUCCCCUCCCUUCUAAACAAACCCAUUUACUAUCGCUGACGAGUGAAAAUCAGAAAGGAUUUUCGUGUAUUCAGUAAUAGAGAGAAUUAUUAUAACAGUAUCCAAACAAUGACUGCUCUGAUCCGCUUCACAAAAAGAAACUGUUUGGAAAAAGUUAAGAUAAAUAAGAUUAAAUAAAUCAAGGAUUUAAGCACAGAUAAACAUGUUGCACCUUGUAAUUUUGCACAUAAAUUUUCUGUAAAUCAACUCAAAUAAUAGAUGGAGUAACAUUAGUUCGAUGAAUGGUAAGAGGUUAACAUUAAUUCUCCAGUUGCACUUUAAGCUUGAAAAAGAUCUCUGACGUAGAUUUAUUGUACUUUAUAAUACUAUUUCAUUUACUAUUCUUUUCUAAUAAUUUUUAAUGUUAACUUUUUUCUCCAGUUGAAGAGAGAGCUUUUGCAACUCUAUUAUAUAGGCCACCACGACUCCCGUUAAUCGCCUCACUUCCGUUCUACAAUAACCUCCUCUCCCUGCACGCAUUUCCUUCCUCUAUUUAUCAGUCUCCUUACUCCAGGUUUCAUCCAUAUUUAACCGGUCAAGUGAAGAGAAAUUCGGGAGAAAAUUCAACUCAAGCAACGCAAUAACAUUUUAAAAUUGUUAAUGUUUUUUUCAAUAUUUUUAAUCAACUAGUUUCUAUUUGUCUAAUUUUUUCAUUGCAUAGAAACAAUUAAUUAUAAAUAUUAUAUGCAUAACAUGUAUAAAAAAAAUUAAGAUUAAAUGUAUAUGCAGUAAACAAGC